Messenger RNA from Symbiodinium sp. CCMP2456, 909 nucleotides. NCBI's taxonomy places the organism in Eukaryota, Dinophyceae, Suessiales, Symbiodiniaceae. The record is from the annotation of a GenBank genome assembly.
AUGUCGAACUCCCUGGCCUUCUCCGCGCCACAAUCCUGGGCGUUGGAAGCGCGGGAAGUUGUCAGGGCUUCUCAGAGCUCUGCCUCCUGUGGGCCGAGCUUUCACAGCGCCAAAGCCUCGAGCGCCGUUCCUGCGAUCACUUCCGUCGUUGCUGCGGCCGUGGCUGCGGCGCAUUGCUCCCAUUCCAAGGCUCGGAUACCUCAACUUCAGCGGCUCCCACGGCUCGCGAAGGGCGGAACCCAGAGCGACAGAGCCGAGACUGCCACCGCCGGCGCCACCCACCUCCUCCAGAGACGCGAGGUCUCCCAGGGAGGUGAGAAUGAUUUUCCGGAGUCGCGGCUGGACAGGGCUUGGUACUGGCUCAGAGACCGCAGCGAGGUGGGGUGGAAAGCAGCCAAGAAGGGAUGGGCAAAGGCGCGAGGGCAUACCAGCGACCUCCUGAAGAAGUUGAAGAAGUCGAGCAAAGAGGCAGAUCUACCGGGUCGAUUCAAGAAGGCUCGGCAGCUCGCGCUGGACCGGUGGAAGCGGACUAAGCCUAGCCAGAAACUUCUAUCCUGCAUUUUGGCUCUCCUGCUGCUCUUUGCGACCCUCCGGCCGAGCCACCCGCCGGUGUCGACGCCGAGCCAGUUGGCCACUCCGGCGCCUACCCUGCAGCUGCUUCCGGAUGAGGAAGCGCGGCUGCAGAUGCUGGCAGAUACCUCGCCUAGCGUCGUCUAUGUGACCGGGAAGCCCACCCCGUGGAUGCCGAAGGAGGUAACCGAAGGUGGCCCAAGCCCGGGAGGAACGGCCUGGAUGUUUGAUCGCCGGCACGUGGUCACAAGCCUCCGCAACAUCGACCUCGCCCAACGUGGAUCCCUUCGGGUGAUCUUUGAGGACCGUACCGAGCUCCCGGCGCGGGUCGUUGGAACG